Medicago truncatula (barrel medic) is the source of this 941-nucleotide messenger RNA. Its product is annotated as putative pentatricopeptide repeat-containing protein At1g74400. Gene Ontology annotation, biological process: RNA modification. The transcript has a single exon. The annotation marks the transcript as partial. Gene Ontology annotation, molecular function: RNA binding; protein binding. The record is from RefSeq and is a predicted model, not a curated record. Lineage: Eukaryota; Viridiplantae; Streptophyta; Magnoliopsida; Fabales; Fabaceae.
UUUGAUGCACACCAAGUGUUUGAUGAAAUACCCGAAAAGAAUAUUAUUUGUUGGACGUCUUUGAUUUCGGCUUAUGUUGAAAAUCAUAAAUCCAAUAAAGGUUUGGAGUUGUUUAGGCUGAUGUUGAUGAACAAUGUGGAGCCUGAUCAAAUUGUUUUGACGACCGCUCUCUCUGCUUGUGCGGAUACUGGGGGACUCGAAAUGGGUGAAUGGAUUCAUGAUUUUGUUCGGCGUAAACAAGGGAUGAAAAUUGAUUUGCAUUUGAAUAAUGCUCUUAUAAAUAUGUAUGCUAAGUGUGGUGAUAUUGGAAAUGCAAGGAAGUUGUUUGAUAGUACGAGAAACAAAGAUGUAACAACUUGGACUUCUAUGAUUGUUGGGCAUGCAGUACAUGGCCAAGCUCAUGAAGCUCUUCAACUUUUCUCAGAAAUGAAAUUUAUUGUAUCCCCGAACGAUGUAACGUUCAUUGGAGUUUUAAUGGCUUGCAGCCAUGCAGGGUUGGUCGAGGAAGGGAAACGUCAUUUUCGAAGUAUGACCGAAGACUAUGGUAUAGAACCAAGAGAGCCUCAUUUUGGCUGCAUGGUGGACCUCUUAUGCCGAAGCAGCCAUCUGAGAGAAGCCUAUGACUUCGUGAUGGAGAUGUCGGUGCCUCCGAAUGCGGUCAUGUGGCGAACCUUACUGGGGGCGUGUAGCCUCCAUGGUGAUUUAAAGCUAGCCACUGAAGUUCGGGAUAAGUUGAUCAACUUGGACCCUGGCUAUGUUGGUGACAGUAUUGCUUUGUCGAAUAUUUACGCGGAUAAAGAAAUGUGGGAUAAAAAGAUUAUUGUUAGGAAUCAGAUUAAACAGUGGAGAACAACUCAACCCUUGAGUUAGUGAAAGAAGUGGAGAACAACUCUCGACACGCUCCAGUGAUACUUCCAAAAUAUGUGACAUCCGUCUUACGA